Molecule: messenger RNA, 2187 nt
Organism: Mangifera indica (mango)
Lineage: Eukaryota; Viridiplantae; Streptophyta; Magnoliopsida; Sapindales; Anacardiaceae
Product: pentatricopeptide repeat-containing protein At1g08070, chloroplastic-like
Exons: 1
Coding region: 46-2103 (685 amino acids)
Biological process (GO): RNA modification
Molecular function (GO): zinc ion binding; protein binding; RNA binding
Source: RefSeq, a predicted model, not a curated record
UUUUAAAGUUAAAACUCUUUUCUUCCUCUCAACUCCUACGCCCCGAUGCAGACCCUGCAAUAUGCGCCAAUCCACUCUCUUGUACACUACAUGCCCUCUCCUCUUCACCUAACUCUCCUCAAAACCUCAAAAACCCUGAAAGAAACGCUGCAACUUCAUGCCUUUUCUCUCAAAACCAACCUCAUUUGCCACCCUUCUGUCUCCUCUUGCCUUCUCUCUCUUUACGUAGACCCCAAAAUAAACAACCUCCAUUAUGCUCGCUCCAUUUUUUAUCAAAUUCAAGACCAUAGUUUACUUCUUUACAACCUUCUCAUUAAAUGCUACGUUUCUAACCACUAUUCCCAUGAAGCUAUAGUUUUGUUUUCUGAUAUGCUUCGUGAAUUUUUGUUGCCCGAUAAUUUUACUUUACCUUGUGUGAUCAAAGGUUGUGCUAGGUUAGCUGCAAUAAAAGAGGGGAAGCAAAUUCAUGGGUUGGUUUUGAAACUAGGGUUUGGAUUGGAUAAGUUUGUCUUGAGUAGUUUUGUUAGUAUGUAUGCUAAAUGUUAUGAGAUUGGUUCUGCAAGGAGAGUUUUUGAUACAAUGGAUGAAAAGGAUUUGGUUUCUUGGAAUACUUUGAUUGAUGGGUAUGCAAAAUGUGGAGAUGUUAACGCUUCGAUGAAACUGUUUGAUGAAAUGCCUGAGAGGGAUUUGUUUUCUUGGACUUGUUUGGUUGAUGGGUUUUCCAAAUGUGGAAAGGUUGAGAAUGCCAGAGAGAUUUUUGAUAGGAUGCCUGAUAGGAAUUUGGUUGCCUGGAAUGCAAUGAUUAAUGGGUAUAUGAAGUCAGGAGAUUUUGAUUCUGCUCUUGACCUGUUUAAUGACAUGCCAAUGAGGGAUUUAAUUUCUUGGAAUUCAAUGAUAUCGGGGUAUGAAUUGAAUGGGAGGUUUAUAGAUGCUUUGGAAUUAUUUGACGACCUGUUAAAUUGUGAAUUUAUGCCUAAUGAUGCUACAUUAGUUAGUGCACUCUCAGCAGUUUCAGGAUUAGCUCGUCUUAGUAUAGGGCGAUGGAUACAUUCUUACAUGAUUAAAAAUGGGUUUGCAAUAGAUGGUGUGCUUGGUACAUUGUUGAUACAAAUGUAUUCCAAGUGUGGGAGCAUUGAAAGUGCGCUAAAAAUUUUUCAAGCAAUAUCCAGGAAGAAGGUUGGACAUUGGACUGCUAUGAUUGUGGGCUUUGGAAUGCAUGGCAUGGCAGAAGAAGCUCUGGACCUAUUCAAUGAAAUGUGUAGUUACAAAAUGAAGCCCCAUGCUAUUACUUUUAUUGGUGUUCUGACUGCUUGUAGUCAUGUGGGUUUGGUAGAUGAUGGUCGCCACUAUUUUGACAUGAUGAUCAAUCAGUAUGGAAUUCAACCUACAAUUGAACACUAUGGUUGCUUAGUGGACAUUUUAUGUCGAACUGGAAAUCUUGACGAGGCAAGAAGUAUCAUUGAGAGUAUGCCCAUGAGACCCAACAUGGUGAUUUUGAUGAGUUUACUUAGUGGUGCUAGGAACCGUGGAAACAAGGCUAUUGCUGAAUAUGCAGCUAAUCGUCUGUUUGAGGAGGCUCCAGAAACUACUGGAUGCUAUGUUGUCCUCUCAAAUAUGUAUGCUGCAGCCGGUCAGUGGGAGAAAGUUUCAAAGGUAAGAGAAAUGAUGAAGAAGAGAGGAUUCAGGAAAGACCCAGGAUGCAGUUCAAUAGAACAUAGAGGUGUUCUUCAUGAGUUUAUCGUGGGUGAUAAGUCACAUCCCCAAACAAAUGAAAUAUACCACAAAUUGAGUGAGAUGAGAGACAAAUUGAGAUCUGCAGGUCAUGUUCCUGACACAACUCAAGUUCUUUUGUGUAUUGAAGAUGAAAAGGAGAAGGAAGCAGAAUUAGAAAAUCAUAGUGAGAGGUUGGCCAUCGCUUUUGGACUCAUUAAUCUCAAACCUGGGAGUCUUAUCCGCAUUGUGAAGAACCUCCGUGUUUGUAAUGAUUGUCACUCUGUAACAAAAUUGUUAUCCAGUAUUUAUAAUCGUGAAAUUAUUGUGAGAGAUAAUAGCCGUUUCCAUCAUUUCAAAAAUGGAUCUUGCUCUUGCAAGGAUUUUUGGUGAUUCCCUGGCCUUAUUGGCCAACAUUAAUACUCUUGUUAAUCUGCUCUCAAUAAGAAGUAUUUGGAUACCUUUUGCUUGUUUAAA